AUCAAAUUCAUCGAAUCCAGCUGAGUUCGAGAAGGAUUUCCAUCCAUGGCGUCACUGCAUGAUACCGAAACUAAAAAUCCUUCUCUUUACAGUCGAAAAGAGAAAUCUCUUGGCGUUUUAUGCUCCAAUUUUCUGAGGUUGUAUAAUCGAGAUGGUGUUGAAUCGAUUGGAUUAGACAACGCGGCAAGUCAAUUAGGUGUUGAGAGGCGGCGAAUUUACGACAUUGUUAACAUAUUAGAAAGUGUUGGGGUUUUGACAAGGAAAGCAAAGAAUCAGUAUACGUGGAAGGGUUUUAAUGCAAUUCCAUAUGCGUUGGAAGAGCUUAGGAAACAGGCAUCUAAUGAGAACUCCAGAGGCUCACAAUACUGCAGUUUUGGAACCGUUUUAAAUGAGAACGAUUGUCGUGGGCCUUCUAACUCAAACAACUCAAACACUGACAGACACACCAAAUCAUCAGGAUCUUCUAAAAGCGAGAAUAACAGGAAGGAAAAGUCACUAGGACUUCUGACUCAGAAUUUCAUCAAGCUAUUCAUCUCUUCUAAUGCAGACUUGAUCUCCUUGGACACUGCUGCAACAGCAUUGUUGGGUGACAUACACGACCCAACAGCCAUGAGAACAAAAGUCAGGCGUUUAUAUGACAUUGCAAAUGUUUUUUCAUCCAUGAAUCUCCUUGAGAAGAUGCGUCACCCUGAGAGUGGAAAACCAGCAUUUAGAUGGUUGGGAUUGAAAGGAGAUCCAAAGACUAAAUCCCAAACAUUGGAUACAAACAACUCAAAAAGGAGAGCUUUUGGAACAGAUAUCACAAACCAUGAUGAUUCAAAAAGACACAGGAUAGAUUCUUUUUCUGAUUGGAGUUCAAAAGAGGUGUCUGUGGCAAUGCAUAUGAAUCUUGACAGCGUGAAGGUUGAAUGUGAUGAGAACUUGACAAUGCCUCCUCAAUGCAACUCAAAGGAAUUCGUCUUUGGCCCGUUCACCCCCGCCACUGCACACAAGAUCGGACCCUCUGGAAACAAGAAGAUAAAGCAGGCUCAGGACUGGGAGAAUCUGGCUGAUACUUAUCGUCCUCAGUAUCGUAAUAAAGUUUUGGGAGACCUAUUUGGGCACUAUGCUGAGGCCUGGAAGUCAUGGUAUGCUGAAGCAGCUGAGAAGAAACAGGUACAACCAGUUUCAUAAAUCUUGAUCUGAUUUUUAACACUUAGGCAAAAAAAAUUGCUGGCUAUUUGGGUGUUGAAAACAGAUGUGUUGGGUGCAUAUACCCUUAAUGCACCAAUUUAGGUUUAGGUUUA
Molecule: messenger RNA, 1286 nt
Organism: Cynara cardunculus var. scolymus (artichoke)
Lineage: Eukaryota; Viridiplantae; Streptophyta; Magnoliopsida; Asterales; Asteraceae
Product: E2F transcription factor-like E2FF
Exons: 11
Coding region: 46-1173 (375 amino acids)
Biological process (GO): regulation of transcription by RNA polymerase II
Cellular component (GO): RNA polymerase II transcription regulator complex
Molecular function (GO): RNA polymerase II cis-regulatory region sequence-specific DNA binding; DNA-binding transcription factor activity, RNA polymerase II-specific
Source: RefSeq, a predicted model, not a curated record